This is a messenger RNA of Serpula lacrymans var. lacrymans S7.9, 1896 nucleotides long. RefSeq lists its product as uncharacterized. Bases 1 to 1896 code for a protein of 631 amino acids. The transcript has a single exon. Gene Ontology annotation, molecular function: protein binding. The record is from RefSeq and is a predicted model, not a curated record. NCBI's taxonomy places the organism in Eukaryota, Fungi, Basidiomycota, Agaricomycetes, Boletales, Serpulaceae.
AUGCCUUAUCCUCCAAAUCCCCCAGAUACGUCCAUAUUUGAGGACGUGUCAGAAGAGUACGUCUCGGCCAAGUCACACGUCGUCCCAAUAGCUACUCCUCGCGCGGCUCUCACUUCAUCCGAUGCAUUGGCUCUGCUGGUCGCCAAUAAUGACUGGAAAGCUGCCGAUUCGUUGCUGGAGGAGAUGAUAGAACUCGAUGUUCCCAUUAAACCGGAUUUUGUCUACGAGAAAGCCGCCAUCCACGCCCUCACGUCGAAUUUUCACAACGUAAAGCAGCAACGGGCUUCGGUAUUUGCCAAAUGGUUCAUGCUCGUACCUUCUGCACAGAAAACGCGACGAUCCUUCUAUCGAAUUCGCUUUCUCAUCUUUGGCAGAGCCGCGUCUAUCAACAUACCACUCAUUAUGCGUUUCGGCCUCAUCUGCGCGUCGAAAGGAUACGUUACGUCCCAACUAUCAUCUCAAGUCAUCAGCACCGUGAUGCGCUUUGCGGUCCCUGAAAUUAGCGAAACGUAUUUGUGCCAGUUUGAGGAACGUGCUGUGUUUUACGAAGGAGGGGAACAAAAGCCUCUCGCACCAUCAUUCCUAAAGUAUAUCUACAGCUUGGCAAUCAGGACACAGGUUUUGGCCGGCCGAUUUAAUGCAGCUCUCAGGCUCCUCGAGCUUGCUCAUCAGCGCAAGCAUCAGAUCUCAGAUUUUACCUUCAACCUCUUCUUCGAACACGCGAAAGACAAAGCCGACAUUGCAAAGGCACAGGAGUUACGCACACUUUUAUCCGACACGCCAGGCGCUGUGUUCAGUAAGGUGGAUAGAUCGGCGACAACGGCGAGUUCAUCGAAACUUGCUUCGCAGCUGCGGUACUUGCGCAAGGCCAUUAUAUCGUCCAAUCCCCCCACUGCAUACACUCUACUCUCUUUCAUCAAGGAAUAUCGCAAAACGGGAAAAGUAAAGGCCAUAAUGAUGCUACGUUCCAAGGCAUAUCGACAUUCGUACAAACCAAUGUCGCUCUGGGUAAUGGCGGAGAUGUUGUAUCAUCGUGAGCGCAAUGAGCGCCUAUUGACCAUCUUCGUCUACUUUACACACUUUUCCCUCGCUGGGCUCCCCGCUAGGACAAUCAGAAAUUGGAUGUUCCAGCUGUAUCGUCUUCGAAGCUCAUCAGAGAAAAAGUGGAAGGUACCUGCGCACUUGACAUCGCCACAAUACCCCAUCAGCGCUAAGAUAUGGCCAUCCACUUUCCACACAGCGUUGGUCUGGGAAGCUCUCUGUUGGCUAUCGCCGGAAGUGUCACAGGACAAGUUGUACUCCUCGUUGCUUCGCAUAGCUGAGUCUAGCGAAAAACAAAUUCCUUACAUCACCAAAAAAGACCAUUAUACACCCUCCUACCUCAUGUUACCCAAGCGCUCCGUAGACCCCGCACAUUUUUCACCAUUUAUUAAACUGCACGCCAAACGUGCCCGGCCUGAACGUGCUACUGCAAUUGUAGCAGACAUGAUUAGGCUUGGCCUCGAGCCUACAGCGUACCAGUGGACCAUGGUCGCUCGUGGCUAUGCAGAGUUCGGAGACCCUGAUAAAGCUAUACUUGUUCUGGAUAAGUUAACGGAACGUGCUUGUAUCACCACUGAACAGGCGUUAUCUGCACUGCAAUGUGACGAUGAAACUAUUAGUGACGAGCCUCAUUAUCUGGCGGAACUCGAAGACGAGGAAGGCGUUUCAAAUGCCAUCAUCGUGACAUAUACGAAUGUCUUGCGAGGAUUUAUCCUAUCGAAUCGUCUGGCACACGCUAUAGAAGUAGAGAAGAGAAUUAUGGAACAAUGCCAAUAUCAUCCAGGGGAACGCCCCGCCACGGAUGAUGUCUUACGUCUACUGAGAGAACUCAAAGGCAGCCAGGGGCAACCAUAA